CAAUACUUUAUUGCCUGCUCUUUCAUGAUGAAGGCCAUGGAGGAUCAAGUAGUCCAAGAAGAACCAGGAUACCAGGAUGAUGAGGAAUCCUUUUUCCAGGAUAUUGACCUGCUACAGAAGCAUGGAAUUAACGUAGCAGAUAUUAAGAAACUGAAGUCAGUUGGGAUCUGCACGAUCAAAGGAAUCCAGAUGACCACAAGACGGGCACUGUGCAAUGUAAAAGGGCUUUCGGAGGCCAAAGUGGACAAGAUUAAAGAAGCUGCAAACAAGCUUAUUGAACCAGGCUUCCUGACUGCCUUUGAGUACAGUGAAAAACGGAAGAUGGUAUUUCAUAUUACUACUGGCAGCCAGGAAUUUGAUAAACUUCUGGGUGGUGGGAUUGAAAGUAUGGCAAUCACCGAGGCCUUUGGAGAGUUCCGGACAGGCAAAACCCAACUAUCUCACACCCUUUGUGUGACAGCUCAGCUUCCAGGACCAAACGGCUACACAGGUGGAAAGAUUAUCUUCAUUGAUACUGAAAACACUUUCCGACCAGACCGUCUCCGUGACAUUGCUGAUCGCUUCAAUCUUGACCAUGAUGCAGUGCUGGACAACGUGCUGUACGCACGUGCAUACACUAGUGAACAUCAGACGGAAUUGCUUGACUACGUAGCAGCCAAGUUCCAUGAGGAAGCUGGUAUUUUCAAGCUAUUGAUCAUUGACUCCAUAAUGGCACUUUUCCGUGUGGAUUUCAGUGGUCGUGGGGAGCUGGCUGAACGACAACAGAAACUUGCUCAGAUGCUGUCAAGGCUCCAAAAAAUAUCAGAAGAAUAUAAUGUAGCCGUGUUUGUGACCAACCAGAUGACUGCUGAUCCAGGAGCGACGAUGACCUUUCAGGCAGACCCAAAAAAGCCCAUUGGGGGCCACAUCCUUGCUCAUGCUUCGACUACCAGGAUUAGCUUGAGGAAAGGAAGAGGAGAGCUGCGUAUUGCCAAGAUAUACGACAGCCCUGAGAUGCCUGAAAACGAAGCAACAUUUGCAAUAACUGCUGGAGGGAUUGGGGAUGCCAAAGAAUAGGCAGAAAAAAAUGAUGUAAAUGUACAGCUGAAAACCACAUGGGCAGCUGGGAUGAAGAUCUGUGUGAGGGCACUGACCGGCUGGCUGCACUUCUGUCUUUUGGGAACCAUUUGAGGUCUUUAGGGAGAACAUUGAGAUGAAUUCUGUACAGCUCAGUUUCAUUGAUCUUAAUAAGAUUUGGUUCAGUUAGGGUCUUCGUUUUACAACUGAACUCAGCAGACAAAGAUUUUAGAAAUAAGCUUCUGAAUUGUUCAAAGGCGGCUUUCCUUAUAUUUUGUGAGAAUCAUAGCUGUCCUCUCAUAUGAAAUUGAAAUACACUUUUUUCGUUUCUUUCAAAGAGAGUGGCUAUUUGG
This is a messenger RNA of Strigops habroptila (Kakapo), 1409 nucleotides long. RefSeq names its product DNA meiotic recombinase 1 (gene DMC1). The transcript is spliced from 13 exons. Gene Ontology annotation, cellular component: nucleus; condensed nuclear chromosome. The record is from RefSeq and is a predicted model, not a curated record. NCBI's taxonomy places the organism in Eukaryota, Metazoa, Chordata, Aves, Psittaciformes, Psittacidae. Gene Ontology annotation, molecular function: single-stranded DNA binding; double-stranded DNA binding; ATP-dependent DNA damage sensor activity. Gene Ontology annotation, biological process: reciprocal meiotic recombination; chromosome organization involved in meiotic cell cycle; mitotic recombination. Bases 25 to 1056 code for a protein of 343 amino acids.